Messenger RNA from Ogataea parapolymorpha DL-1, 3501 nucleotides. Its product is annotated as 5-oxoprolinase. Lineage: Eukaryota; Fungi; Ascomycota; Pichiomycetes; Pichiales; Pichiaceae. Gene Ontology annotation, cellular component: cytosol. Bases 1 to 3501 code for a protein of 1166 amino acids. The transcript has a single exon. Gene Ontology annotation, biological process: glutathione metabolic process. The record is from RefSeq and is a predicted model, not a curated record. Gene Ontology annotation, molecular function: 5-oxoprolinase (ATP-hydrolyzing) activity.
AUGUUUGAUUUCAAAAUCAAUAAACAUGACAUUUUGGCUUCCGAUAUCUGGGAAGUGGAUGAAAGAGUGACUGUUGAAAGCUCUUCCGAGUAUAAAGCAGCGAACUUGGAUUUCUAUCAAAAGUUUGCAAAAAUUGAGAGUCUUACAAGCCAGCCUCUGAGGAUCAUUGAGCCGCUGAAUGUUGAAUCUACAAUUCGGAAGCUUCAGGAAGCUAAAGCGAAAGGCUAUGAGUCCGUUGCAUUUUCUUUUUUGCAUUCUUAUUUGUAUCCUAAGCAUGAACAGGAAGCUGCAAAAAUUGCAGAAAGCCUUGGUUUCAAAAACAUCGUGCUGUCUUCUCAGAUCUCUGCUUUACCUGGAUUUGUUAGCCGGACACAGUCGUCCGUUGCCGACGCAUAUGUCACUCCGGUAAUGAAAGAUUAUAUCAGGACUUUCACGUGUGGUUUUGUUUCUGGUACUUUUGAUCGAGUCAAAUGUCAGAUUAUGCAAUCUGAUGGAGGUCUGAUCAGCUUUGAAAAAAUCAAUGGAUUGCGUUCCCUACUCUCUGGCCCUGCUGGGGGUGUAAUUGGCUAUAGCAAAAGCACAUUCAGCUCUGAAACCCCGUUGAUUGGCUUUGACAUGGGCGGAACAUCCACGGAUGUCUCAAGAUAUGAUGGUAAGCUGGAGCAUGUUUUCGAGACUGUCACCGCAGGGGUAUCAAUCAGGACACCUCAAUUGGACAUCAACACGGUGGCCGCUGGUGGUGGAUCAAUACUAGAAUGGAAAAACGGUUUAUUCACUGUAGGGCCAAAAUCAGCUUCUUCCCAUCCUGGACCUGCCUGCUACAGAAAAAAUGGACCACUGACAGUGACAGAUGCUAAUCUUGUUACGGGGAGACUCAUCAAAGAAUUCUUUCCCAAAGCUUUCGGUCCCAAUGAAGAUGAGCCUUUAGACUAUGACAGUGCGCUGAAGAAAUUUGAAGAGCUGACCAAAGAGAUCAAUGAAAGUACAGGUAAGAGUUUUACCGUAUUUGAUGUCGCGGAGGGAUUUCUAAAGGUUGCAAAUGUAUCAAUGUCAAGACCUAUUAAACAACUGACCGAAUCAAAGGGACAUAAAGCUUCAGGCCACGUUUUAUGUUCGUUUGGCGGGGCUGGAGGUCAACAUGCUUGCCAUAUUGCCCAGAGUCUAGGUAUUACCAAAGUCUGCAUACACAAGCAUUCUUCCCUGCUAUCUGCCUAUGGAAUAUCGGUGGCCGAUAGUGUGGUUGAAAAGCAAUUGCCGUGCUCAAAAGUUUUCACGGAAGAGACCAGCUCUACUAUAUUUCACAGUCUCUUGGAACUCCAAAAAGAAACUGAGAAUGAUCUUGAUGAAUAUGGUAAGACUCUUGAAUCAAAAUUGUUUCUGAAUUUAAAAUAUAAGGGUAGCAAUACCGCAUUAAUGAUUGAGUGGAAUGGCGCAAAUGAUGUCAUUUCCGAGUUUGAGAAGCAGCACUUUAAAGAGUUUGGUCUCAAAUCUGAUCGUGAAGUUGUUGUUGAGAGUCUUCGGGUAAGAUCCACAGCCAGCGGAAUUGCUGGCAAGAUUACAUAUCCUUUGGAGGAAGAAAGGACUACGCAUUUCAUUAAUACACGAGCAAAAGCUAUAAAGGUUCAAAAAAGCUACUUUGACUCAAAAUUUGUUGAUUGUCCUGUCUACGUCUUAGAAGAUUUACAGCGCGGUGAUUUGAUACCUGGGCCAGCUUUCAUUGUCAACGACAUACAAACUUUGGUUAUUAUCCCCAAUGCAACGGCAAAAGUCCUUACAACUUCUAUCCUUAUAGAUGUACCAAGGCUUGAAACUCAGUCGACCAAACUGAAAGUGGAUCCCAUCGAGCUGUCUGUUUUUAAUCACCGAUUCAUGAGUAUUGCAGAGCAAAUGGGAAGAUCAUUGCAGCGUUCUAGUAUCAGCACAAAUAUCAAAGAGCGUUUGGAUUUUACAUGUUCUGUGUUUUCUGCUAGCGGUGGGUUAGUGGCCAAUGCCCCCCAUGUUCCCGCAAUGAUAGGUUCCAUGGCAUAUGCUGUCAAAUGGCAGAUUGAUCAUUGGGGCAAUAAUAUUCAUCCUGGGGACGUUAUUAUUUCCAAUUCCCCAAUAGCUGGUGGCACGCACUUACCUGAUAUUACCUUGAUGACACCGGUCUUUGACGAAGACGGGAGUCGUAUUAUAUUCUGGACGGCGUCAAGAGGCCACCACGCCGACAUUGGCGGAAUUCUCCCUGGAUCGAUGCCACCUAACUCAACCCAGCUUUGGCAAGAAGGCGCCAUUUUCAAGGCAGUCAAGGUGAUCAGAGACGGAGAGUUUGACGAACAGACAAUACGAGAGUAUUUAUACGACCAGCCUUCCAGCAUACCAGGCAAUCAUGGAACUAGAACCCUCGGUGACAACAUUUGUGACAUUAAGGCACAGAUAGCCGCAAAUGCAAAAGGAACUUCGCUCAUUAAAGCUCUCAUGAAUGAGUAUGGGAUGGACGUUGUUCAUCUUUACAUGAACGAAAUCCAAUCCGCCUCGGAGCUAGCCAUCAGAAACUUGCUGAAAGAUAUUAGUAAGAGGUAUGAUACAUCACACUUAGAAGCAGAAGACAGAAUGGACGAUGGCACUGUCAUCCAUCUUGCCAUUGAUAUCGAUACUGAAAGUGGGUCUGCUAUUUUUGAUUUUACCGGAACAGGCUCACAGGUGAAUGGUAAUUGGAACGCUCCAAUAGCUGUCACACAGUCAUCAAUUAUAUUUGCUUUACGCUGUAUGGUCGAAGGCGAUAUACCUCUUAAUCAAGGGUGUCUUGCUCCUAUUAGCAUAAAUGUUCCUCAAGGAACUCUUUUACGUCCUGACGAAGAGGUUGCAGUAUGUGCUGGGAACGGACUGACAUCACAGCGUAUUGUUGACGUCAUUUUCCGGGCAUUUGAGUACGCAGCUGCCUGUGGUGGUGACAUGUCAAACUUUACUAUUGGAGUCGAUGGGCCUGACGGGUUUGGCUACUAUGAGACAGUGUGCAAUGGAAGUGGUGCAGGACCCGGCUGGCACGGAGUCGAUGCAGUACAAACAAAUAUGACAAAUACCAAGAUCACAGAUGCAGAGAGUUAUGAGCAGAGAUAUCCGGUCGUUUUGAGAAGGUUUGGUAUCCGUGAAGGUAGUGGAGGAGCAGGCAACUUUCAAGGUGGAAAUGGGGCAGUGCGCGAAAUCGAAGCCACUACUCCGCUGGUCGCUUGUAUUCUUUCUGAACGAAGAGUUUUUGCGCCUUAUGGGCUUGCUGGGGGUUCCCAGGGAAAACGAGGAGAGACCGUGGUGAAGAGAGUUAAUGGUAGCAUUAUCAAUCUCGGAGGAAAAAGUUCCAUUUCCGUGGCCCCUGGGGAUAGAAUUAUUAUCAGGACCCCUGGAGGAGGAGGAUAUGGCAGUGGUAGCAACGCAGAGUUAGUCCCUACCAAUGACAAGUAUCAGUUCCAACCAAGAGCAAAUGGGACAAUUGAAAUAAUGAGGGAAUUAGCGGAAACGAACUGA